AUGGUUUUACAAUACAGUGUCUUUUUCAGCAAACGAGAGUCGGCCACUCGCUCAGGGCCCGCCGGUCACGACCACCUCAGAUGGGUGCCCACCUCUUCAACGCUGAUAUACGGCGACAAAGAUGCUAUUUUAGUGGACGCCCAGUUGACUUCUCAAGCGUCGAAUGAACUCCUGGAUUGGGUCCUCAAGAGCGGCAAGAACAUCACUCAUAUCUAUGUUACACAUGCUCACGGCGACCAUUUCUUUGGCGCCGCCCCCAUUCUGGAACGGUUUCCCAGUGCUGUCAUGGUCGCAAUACCGGAAGUUGUGACCAGGAUGAAACUAGAGACUGCGCCAGCGCGUCUCACCGGGCUCUGGGAAAAGCUGUUUCCGGGCCAGAUUCCGCCGACCUUACGUGUUGCUGAACCUCUUGAGCGAGACUACCUUGAACUAGAAGGCGAGAGGCUGGAGGUUGUCAGGACGGGUCACACAGAUACUGAUGACACGACUACUCUCUGGGUUCCCUCUAUCAAACUUGCCGUGACUGGCGAUGCGGUGUACGCAAAUACUCACCCAUAUUUGGGAGAGUCCGGAACGGCUGCCAAGCGAAAGGAGUGGAUCAAGGGUCUGGAUACUAUUACUGCACUUGAGCCCAGUCACGUCGUGGGUGGACACAGUGACCCAAGUCGCUCAUUUGGGCCUGAAGCGAUCAAGGAUACUAAGAAAUAUUUGGAGGUCUUUGAGAGAGUAACUGCCGAGACCAAGACAGCCGAAGAGCUUUAUGCCCGCAUGCUGGAGUUCUACCCUAAUCGACUGAAUCCUGGGUCUCUAUGGGCAGGUGUUAUCUUAGUUCAUAGCUUAUAA
Molecule: messenger RNA, 843 nt
Organism: Fusarium tjaetaba
Lineage: Eukaryota; Fungi; Ascomycota; Sordariomycetes; Hypocreales; Nectriaceae
Product: Zn-dependent hydrolase
Exons: 1
Coding region: 1-843 (280 amino acids)
Source: RefSeq, a predicted model, not a curated record